This is a messenger RNA of Schistocerca cancellata (South American locust), 2435 nucleotides long. RefSeq names its product integrin beta-PS-like. Gene Ontology annotation, cellular component: integrin complex; focal adhesion; cell surface. Lineage: Eukaryota; Metazoa; Arthropoda; Insecta; Orthoptera; Acrididae. Gene Ontology annotation, molecular function: integrin binding. Bases 38 to 2401 code for a protein of 787 amino acids. The transcript is spliced from 14 exons. Gene Ontology annotation, biological process: cell migration; cell-matrix adhesion; integrin-mediated signaling pathway. The record is from RefSeq and is a predicted model, not a curated record.
CAUCUUCAACUCUUCCACCGAGUGUGAAUUAACAGUGAUGGCAAACGAGCGACUAACCCGUACGCACGGAAUAUCCAGGCUAUGUUACCAAGAGCAACAAAGAGGCUUUGGCCCAACAAAAGCAGCCUCGUAUGUAAUCAUGCUGUGUUUAUUAACACUUCCUAUUCAUUCUGAUCCUUGUCUCACCAAGAAAACUUGCUCGGAAUGUAUACAGACACCAGACUGUCUGUGGUGUUCUGACCCAACACUCAAUGGAACCCACCGAUGUUUCAACAGUUCUGUUGGCAUGGAGAUAUGUGCAGAUGAUUUCAUCUUCAACCCACAAAAUAAAAUUGUAGUAACAUCAGGAGAUGUUCUGAGCAGUUUCUCACCACAAAAGAUCUCUGCAGAGCUUAGAGCAAAUCAGAAGCAUUAUAUAAAUUUUACCUACGAAGUGCAGAAUUUGCCACUAGAUCUCUAUGUACUGAUGGAUCUGUCUGGCUCAAUGACUGAUGAUAAAGAUAAAUUAUCCAGCCUUCAGCAAUCACUAGAAGAAUUUAUGAACAACAUUACAUCAGAUUACAGAAUUGGAUUUGGCGCCUUUGUGGAUAAACCCACAGCACCAUACAUCAGGACACACGAGGACUGGAUAAAACAUCCAUGCAGAAAUCGAAGUGUCCCUUGUGAUCCAGCUUAUGAAUUCAGAAACCACUUGAGCCUACAAAAAAAUAUCACGUUGUUCACUGAAACAGUUCGAAAAGUGAACAUGUCUGGGAACUUUGAUGCUCCAGAAGGAACUUUGGAUGCAGUCCUCCAGGCUGUCACAUGCACAGAACGCAUCAAUUGGCGCAACAACUCUCGCAAGGUGGUGUUGGUAGCCACGGACAAUGGAUUCCACAUAGCUGGUGAUGGCAAGUUAGGAGGCAUCAUAAUUCCAAACGAUGGUGAAUGUCAUUUAGAUAGUGAAGGCUACUAUUCUAUGUCAGUAUCACAGGACUAUCCUUCAAUAUCUCUAAUUACUCAAAGAGUUCAAGAAGAAUCUGCUCAUGUAAUUUUUGCUGUGACAAGCAAUAGAAUUGAAGUGUAUCAAGAACUGGAGAAGUUAUUACUGGGAUCAAGAGUUGAAGUUUUAUUGGAGGAUUCUUCCAACAUAGUUACACUAUUGCAAAAUCAAUACAAUGAAAUUUCUGCAUCUGUUGAACUGAAAGAUGAUGCAGAGUAUGUAUCUGUAACAUACAAUCCGAAAGGACCAGAUGGAAGUGUGUCAGAAGGUAAUAAAAUAUCAAUGCUGAAGAGUGGUGAUAUAAUCAAUGUCACAGCAGAAAUUAUUGUGAAAGACCCACCAAAUAUGAAUGAUUUAAUGUGGAAAGAAAAUUUUCAUAUAAUGGCAGUUGGUAUAAGGGACAGCAUUGCAGUGGAUUUACAAGUGUUCACUGACUGCCCUUGCAGUAAGGAAAAGAAGCCUAAUGCCUCUGAAUGCAAUGAAAUGGGAACUCUUGUAUGUGGGAACUGUGCAUGCAAUUCAGGUAGAUUUGGAGAAAGGUGUGAAUGCAAUGGUACAGAUAUUUUAGAUGAUGAAGAAGUUUGUCGUAGCAGCAACUCCUCUGAAAUUUGUUCAGGACGAGGACGAUGCAUUUGUGGAAAGUGUUACUGUGAAGAAAAAGAGGGUGUUAGUGGUGACUAUUGUGAAUGUGAUGACUUUUCCUGUGAGGUGGUUAAUGGUAAGAUAUGUUCAGGCCAUGGCAGUUGUAAAUGUGGUACAUGCAUUUGUGUGUUGCCAUGGACAGGAAAAGCAUGCCAGUGUUACAAUAACACUGAUUUAUGCAAAUCACCAAUAACUGGAAAAGAAUGUUCAGGCAAUGGUCACUGUGAGUGUGGCAAAUGUGUGUGUAAGACUACAGAUGGACUUCCAUAUUCGGGAGAUUUUUGUGAAAAGGACCCUGUUAGUGGUUCCAAAUGUGAUACUCUAAGGGAUUGUGUUAAAUGCAUGGUUGACAAUGAAGGAAUCAAGGAUCGGUGUGUAAACUGCAACUUCACUUUCACACUGACAGAGAGUGUUGAAGUCAAUGAAGAAAAUAAUGAGGUCCAGUGCUUCAUAGAAGAUGAAUGCAAACGUUCAUUUGUGUACUACACAAAUGAAAUGAAUGGGGAAGUAGUGGUACGAGCAUCGAGGAAUGAAAUCUGUCCUCAGAGGGCCAACAUAGCUUUGAUAUCUGGAAUUUUUCUUGGAGCAACUCUCCUGCUGGGAAUCAUAUGUCUCAUUAUAUGGAAGUUGGUGACCAACUAUUAUGAUCAAGUGCAGUAUGCAAAAUUUGAAGAAGAAGCAAAAAGAGCCAGAAUGAAUGCAAUGGAGAGUCCUCUCUACAAACCAGCAACAUCAACCUACAGGAACCCACUGUACCAUAAGCAGGCUGACAGUUAACUUACUCUAUAUGUAAUACAAUAACUCUCUCUCU